Messenger RNA from Sodiomyces alkalinus F11, 177 nucleotides. RefSeq lists its product as hypothetical. The annotation marks the transcript as partial. The transcript has a single exon. Lineage: Eukaryota; Fungi; Ascomycota; Sordariomycetes; Glomerellales; Plectosphaerellaceae. The record is from RefSeq and is a predicted model, not a curated record.
CUCGAUAAAACCCUCUCCUUUAAAGCCUAUAUCGAAAACAGGGCCGUAAAAGCCCGAUCUAUAGCCGGAUAUAUCCGAGGCCUAAACCGAGUUUACCGCGGUGCACCACCCGUAGCUAUACGUAAGGCCACCUAUAUAAUCGUGAUCCCUAAAGCCCUUUUCGGCGCGGAGAUAUAG